This is a messenger RNA of Pelagomonas calceolata, 1065 nucleotides long. The record is from the annotation of a GenBank genome assembly. NCBI's taxonomy places the organism in Eukaryota, Pelagophyceae, Pelagomonadales, Pelagomonadaceae.
AUGACCAUGGGCUGCCCGCGCAGUACAACACUGGUCGCGGCGCUCCUCUACCUCGCCUACUACCUGCGCUGCUGCGUGAAGGACCUGGCGGUCCGCUCGCCCGCCGUCGGGGCCCUGGCGGCGAACCGCAUGCCGGCCUACCUCUACAGGAGCAACAACGACACGAAGCUGCUGGCGCACCUCGCGCGCGCGGCGACGGCGGGCGCCGACGAGCCCGCGUUCCUGGCGCCCGCGUGCGCCGCGGGGCCGCCGUCGUUUAAUGAGCUGGUCAAGGCGCGCAUGGCCCGCGACCGGCGGCCCGUCCUCGCGGCGCUCACGGACAAACAACUGGUCAAGCGCUGGGCGGAGCUGCGCGGCGUCCGGACGCCCGAAGUCCUGUUCGCCUCGAAGACGUGCGCCGUGCCGGAGAUCGGCGCGGACGCCUACGCCUUCAAGGCGACCCACACGACGGGCUGCCUCGUCCUCGUCGAGGGCGGCCGCGUCGUCGGCCACAAGCCCUGCGGCGAGCGGCGGCUCGCGCCGGGGUCGCGCGUCACGCCCGAGCUCCUCGCGACGCUGUGCGCGCGCUGGACGCGGACCAUGUACGACGUGACGCAGUGGGCAUACUCCAAGCUGACGCCCGGCGUCGUCGCGGAGCGGCUGGUCUAUCGGACGGACGGCGCGACGCCGGCGGACGACGUCAAGUGCUUCGCCUUCCGCGGCCGCACGGCGCUCGUCCAGCACGUGACGCACCGCUUCGACGCGGCGAGCGGCCGGCCGCGGGGGGCGCGGAAGCGGGACACGUUCCACGACCCGCGCUCGGGGCGCCGCCUCCCCGUGGCCGUGGACCGCCAGCCCGCGGGCGCCGGCCUCGCGCCGGCGCGCGUCCGUCAGGCCAGGGAUGUGUGCGACGGCCUCGCGCGGGGGCUCGACUUCGCGCGAAUCGACCUCUUCGACGCGGGCGCAUCAUUCUUCCUCGGCGAGGUGACGGUCUACCCGAAGCGCGGCGAGCACGCCUUCGAGCCGAGCGCCGUCGACGGAGAGCUCGGGAGGGCGUGGUGCCGCCAGGGGAAUGCCACGCGCUAG